Molecule: messenger RNA, 2346 nt
Organism: Cololabis saira (Pacific saury)
Lineage: Eukaryota; Metazoa; Chordata; Actinopteri; Beloniformes; Belonidae
Product: ceramide kinase family protein
Exons: 13
Coding region: 248-1972 (574 amino acids)
Molecular function (GO): kinase activity
Source: RefSeq, a predicted model, not a curated record
UGCUGUGUAGGGCGGUGUCCACAACAUUUCACCUGAGUGUGUCUUUUAAAGAGCCAGGGCCAAUCAGAGAAUGAUGAACAUAUUUCACAUGUCGGAAAAGAGAGACACUGGGCUUUAUUGUUGACUGAUGGGGAAACCAGAUAGGCGACCUGCUCUGUCCCAGAGACGUACACGUUGUGUGGUUAAAAUGUGACCAGGAGCAGUGUUUUGGGAGACGAGGACGACGUUGUGAGGAAAGGCGCUCCAGAUGGAGAUCGAUUUACGGCUGGAGUCAAGUUUGUGGAUCGGGACUAAGAGAUACCUGGCUGUCCUCACAGGCUGGCAUUUCAAGUGGACCGAGGUAGAUAAGAAGAACCGCGAGAAGAAAACAGUUUCAGUGCCGGUGGCUGAGGUGGUUGGAGUGGAGGACGGCCAGGUGGAGGUUUUGCCCCAGAAGUGUGUUGAGGUUACGGACAAAGAUUUCACAGUUUUUUAUGUGAAGCGUAACAGCAGUGGGGGUUCCCAUGGAUUGCUAUGGAAAUUGGGCCGGAUUCAGUUCAGCUGCCCUAGUCGGGACCUCAGAGACCAGUGGACGAAACAGCUAAGGACCGCUCUAAAAACUCACAGUCCUUUGCGUCCACACAGACUGUUGGUUUUCAUCAACCCAUUUGGAGGAAAGAAGAAAGGAAGACAGAUUUAUCAUUCUCUGGUCGCUCCAUUAUUUGAGCUGGCUGGUAUCUGCUCACAUGUAAUAGUGACUGAACGGGCAAACCAGGCCAGAGACCACCUCUUGAAGAAAGAUCUGACAAGCUUUGACGGUGUGGUCUGCGUGGGUGGGGAUGGCAUGUUCAGCGAAAUACUUCAUGGUGUGAUUGGGCGUACACAACAAGAGGCAGGCUUUUGUGAGAAUGAUCCAGCUGUCACUUUGCAGCCUUGUCCACUUCACAUUGGCAUCAUACCUGCAGGUUCUACGGACUGUGUGUGCCAUGCCACGUUGGGGGUGAUCGACCCUGUUACUUCAGCUUUGCACAUCAUCAUUGGAGACUCUCAGCCUUUGGAUGUAUGUUCAGUCCAUCAUGGCUCCUCUCUAGUGUGCUACUCAGUGUCUCUCUUGGGCUAUGGUUUCUAUGGGGACGUACUGGCUGAGAGCGAAAAACAUCGCUGGAUGGGACCUCUAAGAUAUGACUAUUCAGGCACAAUGGUGUACCUUAGCAACAGAACCUACACAGGAACAAUUCAGUAUCUACCAGCAGACCCACUACUCUCCAGCCCAAGGGACAAAACACGCUGCCUUUCUGGGUGUGGUGUGUGUUCCAGAAGCACAGAAAGACUUUUCCCCAACUCCUCUGACACGGGCUCCAUAUACAGCUCCUACUCUUCCGGCCAGUUCAGUGCUGAGUCAGAAGGUGAAUGGGUGAGAGUGGAGGGCAAGUUCAAGUGUGUGUCUCUCACUUGUAUGUCCAGCUCAUGUGCUAGAAGUCCCCAGGGUCUUUCUCCGUCUGCCCACCUGGCAGACGGAACUGGGGACCUCAUCCUAGUGUGGGACACUCACCCACUGGGCUUCCUCAGGUUCCUCUACAGGCACACGAGCACACAGGACCAGUUUGAUCUGCCUUUUGUGGAGGUCCAUCGGGUCAAGGCAGUCCGUUUCUCUGUGGCAGGAGGCAAAGAGGAAAACGGGCAAGAGGAAAGUAGAGAGCCAAUUCAAGAACAGGACGGAGAAGAAAGAGCAUAUGCAGAGACUGAAAGCAAAGAUGGAUCUCAGCAUCACCUCGCUGAACGAUCCAUGGAACGGGGAAUGAAAAAAGAGAAAAAAACAGCGAUUCCCUUCCUGUGUGGACUGUGUUGCAAAAAAGAUCCCACUGCAUCAGUGUGGAACUGCGAUGGGGAGAUUCUGCCUUUCACUGACAUCCACUGCAGGAUUCAUGGCCAGUUGGUCCGUCUGUAUGCAAGGGGCAUCGAGGAUGGAGCUUCAAUACGCGACUGCAUCUAGGGGAGGGUCAACUGUCAUGGAAAAUAGUCUCACUUACAUUUGGGUUGAUGAGAAAAAUGAGAAUUUAAGGAAAGAACAGCCAGUCUUCCUGUCUGACAUUGCCAAAUAGCUCCUUAUAUUUCAGGUACAUUUAUUUUUUUCACUCUUAUAACAAGAAAGAAGUAUUUAUUCUUGUAUGAGUUGAUGCUGUUCCUUUUACCCUUAUCUGUGAUGCAGGUUUUUCUGCACAAAAUCUAUUUAACCUGUUAUGGUGUACGGUGUUGAUUGUGGUCUGUAUUUUUUUUUUUUUCUUGGUCUACGUGACCUUCCAGAAAAUAUAGUCAUGAGUAACUUUAACAUUUUUUUUAUUUAUUCAAUAAAAAGGACUAACCAUU